CAAAAUAUUAAUAAAUUAUAACUUUAGAGAGUCGAGAUUCAAUUACCCAGUUUGACUGAUUACUAACAGUAUUUAACCUCUUUAGGUACCAACGUUUCUCCAAGUGAACACAUAAGAAACCUUGGACAAAGCAAUUAAUUAACAGGAAUGGCGUUCUUUAAAGGAGGAUAUCAGAGGCCUUUUCUGCCUCAGAGACGACUGUACAGUCAAAAUCAACAGCCUUCUCCACAUGUUAUGUUUUAUAAGAACUAUGCAAGGCCAUUGGGAAAAGUUAUGUUAUACGCCCUGGCUACAUAUUACGGACUUGAUCUUGCCUGGUGGAAACUAAAUUCUAAUGAGGAAGAAGCCGAAAAAAAAGCUGAGCUGGAAGCAUUAGCAGCCAGCCUGAAAUAAUGACAUAGUCUCUUUUUACAGGUACAAAAUAAUGAAAAGUCUGACUGAAUGCGUGUGUGCAUCUUUGUCACAGCUUUUAGUAGUCGUUUAAAUAUUAACGUCGUCAGUACGUUUAAAUUAGCUAUUCAAUUAAAAUGAUAUGGGCAAUAUUAUUUAACAAAGUCGAAACUAUAAAAGAUAAAGCAAGAGGUAAUGGC
Schizosaccharomyces cryophilus OY26 is the source of this 590-nucleotide messenger RNA. RefSeq lists its product as uncharacterized. The transcript has 3 exons. NCBI's taxonomy places the organism in Eukaryota, Fungi, Ascomycota, Schizosaccharomycetes, Schizosaccharomycetales, Schizosaccharomycetaceae. The record is from RefSeq and is a predicted model, not a curated record. Bases 148 to 393 code for a protein of 81 amino acids.